Messenger RNA from Falco peregrinus (peregrine falcon), 2265 nucleotides. RefSeq names its product proprotein convertase subtilisin/kexin type 4 (gene PCSK4). Gene Ontology annotation, molecular function: serine-type endopeptidase activity. Gene Ontology annotation, biological process: peptide hormone processing. The record is from RefSeq and is a predicted model, not a curated record. The transcript has 15 exons. Bases 1 to 2199 code for a protein of 732 amino acids. NCBI's taxonomy places the organism in Eukaryota, Metazoa, Chordata, Aves, Falconiformes, Falconidae. Gene Ontology annotation, cellular component: trans-Golgi network; Golgi membrane.
AUGGCGGCGUGGUCGAGACCGGCGCUGGGGCUGGUACUGGUGGUACUGGUGAUGAUGGUGGUCACCGCCGCCCUGCCAGGCCCCACCAAGCCCCACAUCUACCUGAGCAGCUGGGCUGUGCGGGUGGCGGCGGGGCCGCGGAAGGCCAGGGACCUGGCCCGCCGGCUUGGCCUUCUCUGCCUGGGCCAGGUGAUGGAGGGAGAGCCUUAUUAUCAUUUCAAACACCGCGGCACCAGGCAGAGAGCCUUAAGCAGACACUGGGGCUGGAAUAUGCGUCUGACAAAAGAGCCAAAGGUCCUCUGGUUUGAGCAGCAAACUGUGAAGAGGCGCACAAAGAGAAGCAUCAGCGUGGUGCCAACAGAUCCUUUGUUCCAUCAACAGUGGUACAUGAACAAUGACAUCGAUCCUGAUCUAAACAUCCUCAGUGCUUGGAGCAAAGGGUACACCGGGCUGGGGGUUGUGCUGACCAUCCUGGACGAUGGGAUUGAGAAGGAUCACCCGGACCUGUCUGCCAACUAUGACCCCCUGGCAAGUUAUGACUUCAAUAACAACGACCCCGAUCCCCAGCCCAGGUACACCACCAUGGACGAGAACUGGCAUGGGACACGCUGUGCAGGAGAAGUGGCGGCUGUUGCCAACAACCAAAUCUGUGGAGCAGGUGUUGCAUACAACGCCAAAGUUGGAGGUGUGCGGAUGCUGGAUGGUCUCAUCACGGACAUGGUGGAGGCUCAGUCCCUCAGCCUGCAUCCCCAGCACAUCCAUAUCUACAGUGCCAGCUGGGGCCCCAUGGAUGAUGGGAAGACUGUGGACGGGCCAGGUGUGCUGGCUGCGAAGGCCUUCUACAGAGGGGUCAAAAAAGGACGGGGUGGUCUUGGCUCCAUCUUCAUCUGGGCCUCUGGCAACGGUGGGAUCAACUACGACAACUGCAACUGCGAUGGCUACGCCAACAGCAUCUACACCUUGUCCGUGGGCAGUGUUCUGGCAGGCGGCCAGAGGCCCUGGUACAGCGAGGGCUGUGCUGCCAUCCUCACCACCACCUACAGCAGCAGGACCACGAGCGAGGUGCAGAUUGUGACCACCGACCUGCACCACCGCUGCACCAACAAGCACACGGGCACCUCCGCCUCGGCUCCACUGGCCGCAGGAGUGAUCGCCCUCGCACUGGAGGCCAACCCAGCACUGACCUGGCGUGACCUGCAGCAUCUCGUCGUCAGGACCUCCAAGCCCACUCACCUGCAGGCAGAAGACUGGGCUGUGAAUGGGGCUGGACGCAAGGUGAGCCACUACUACGGCUACGGGCUCCUGGAUGCUGGUCUGCUGGUGGAGAUGGCCAAGGCAUGGACAGGAACUCAGCCUCAGCAGAAGUGUUCGGUCAAGGCGCUUCAUGCCCCUCAGACCAUUGGCUCCAAGCUCACCGUCUCUACAGAUGUCUCCUUCUGCUCUGGGAGGACCAAGUGCAUCCGCUCGCUGGAGCACGUCCAGGUCCAGCUCUGUCUGAGCUACAGCCGCAGAGGGGACCUGGUGAUCACUCUGACCAGCCCGAUGGGGACUACGUCCACGCUGGUGACCGUGCGCCCAUAUGACACCAGCCAGCAGGGCUACAAGGACUGGACCUUCAUGUCCACCCACUUCUGGGACGAGAACCCCAAUGGGACCUGGGUGCUCCAGCUAGAGAACAAGGGUGAUGCCUAUAACACAGGUCUGCUGACCAGCUUCAUCCUGCACCUCCACGGCACAGACGAGGACAUGGUGGCCAGGCGCUUUGCAGCCUCUGCUGUGGACAAGUGCAUCAGGCGGGACGCGCAGGGAGCCUGCGAGGAGUGCAACGGCUCUUCGUACGCCUACCAGCGCUCCUGCCUGCCCUACUGCCCUCCACGCUCCUACAGCCGUACCUGGAGAGCCAGUGCCACAGCCAUGGCCCGCGUCUGUGCCAGCUGCCACCCCUCCUGCUACACGUGCCAGGGCGCUUCGGCCAACAACUGCACAGCCUGUCCCUCCUCCUGCACCUUCGACGAGCUCACCCACUCCUGCUCCCCUCCGCAGGGCUUCCCCCCCGAGGAGCGGCUGCAGGGUGGCCGUCUCCCUGUCUUCAUCUGUGGCAGCCUGAUCCUCUCAGCCGGCCUUUAUGUCACAUAUCGUGUGGCCUUUUGCUGUGUGAAAGGUAGCGCCUGCUGUCCCCGGGUUGGAAGGUCAGUGUGACACCAGCCUGGGGUGCAGGGACACAGGCUGCUGGAUCCCAGCUCGGGACAGAGCUGCCCUCCCCUG